UCGCAGAACCUUUUCCCACCACUCAGGAGCUGUAAGCCGAUCGGCUUCACAAGGUUCGCAUCCAGACUAGUCUUUUUACUUCGAUCAUCUUGAUCCUCAUUAGCAUCUGAUAGUAUACAUGAUUAUGGAGAUUUUUAUUUUUUUCUCAAAAUGAUUAUCCGCCAUGUUUAUGUGACUGGGCGUUCAGCUAUUAUUGCUUUAAGUUAUUACAUUUUACCUGAGAGGAGCGAUUCGUUUAAGUUUAAUGGCAAACUGUGUGUUCUUGUGAGCAAUUACGAGCUCGGAGUGCUUUGUUUUUUGCUAUGAGAUGCGUUCUUCCCCCAUUGGGUUAGCUGUAAUUAUGUUCUUGAGUCUAUCUGUGGUUGUGACUGUUCCGGAGCUCAAUUUUAGCUAUUCGGAGCUGAUUAGAUUUGCUUUCUCGGAGAUAUGCAUGUAGUUGGAUCUCUAAAGUUAUUUCUGGUGUGAUAUUUGGAGUGUCAGCAAAAUGCAAGCUUCAGUAGAAAGUUUUUAUGGAUUUUUGGCCGAAAAAUCUGAAAUAUAAGUGCUUUUUGAAUCACUGUAUUUCAGUUUGGAAAAGGGUUGGUGUGUUUUCUCAGUUAGAAGUGGAGUCAUGGCUGUCCCUUUACUCGACAAGAAGAUUGUUAAGAAGCGUGUGAAGAAGUUCAAGAGGCACCAGAGUGAUCGCUUUGUGUCUGUUAAGCCAAACUGGCGCAGGCCCAAGGGUAUUGAUUCCCGUGUCAGGAGAAAGUUCAAAGGAUGCACACUUAUGCCAAAUAUAGGUUACGGGUCAGACAAAAAGACCCGUCAUUACCUUCCUAAUGGGUUCAAGAAGUUUGUUGUUCACAACGUGAAGGAGCUGGAAAUCCUGAUGAUGCACAACAGGACAUAUUGUGCUGAGAUUGCUCACAAUGUCUCGACUAAGAGAAGGAAGGAUAUUGUUGAACGAGCUGCUCAGCUGGAUAUUGUUGUGACCAACAAGCUUGCAAGGUUGCGCAGCCAGGAAGACGAGUAAGUGUGACAUUGCAAUUAAGUUAACUGCCCUUUUGGUUGUGAUGUUUUUUUUUUCUUUUUUUUUUUCCCUUUUCCCUUUCUAUAAAUGUGGGAUAUGGAGAUUUGAAAUCUUGAAAGGGUUUAUUAGUGGGCGAAUUUUGUUUUCUAUUACUGUGGCGUUCUUAUUUCAUCUGAACUUUGCGAAUGACAAUUUAUCCUCUUGAGACUGUUUUUGCUUGAGCUUAUCAUCCUCUUUAGUCUGUUUUCGCUUGAGCUUCUGUUGUGCUGAGCCUUUUUUUGUUGUGCUUGAGCUUAUUAUCUUCAACCCGAUACUUCUGUUGUGCUUGGUCAUGUUUAUGAUUAUUGAGUUUCGGUUUAAAAAAUAUGUAUAUCCGUUGAAAGGAUUUUUUGUGUUUACGAACGUCGAU
Messenger RNA from Striga asiatica, 1418 nucleotides. NCBI's taxonomy places the organism in Eukaryota, Viridiplantae, Streptophyta, Magnoliopsida, Lamiales, Orobanchaceae. The record is from the annotation of a GenBank genome assembly.